UGGUUCGAGGGGCACGCCCAGCCCAGGGGGGCCGCCACUCCGGCGCAUACACGCGCAUGCUGAGGCCGCAGGCCCCCGGGGAGGCCGGGCAGCCCCGCCUGGACAGCCGCGCGGAGGCCAUCGAGUCCGACAGGGCCACCGCGAGCAGCAGCCAGGGCAGGCGCUCCGACGACAUCGGCCUCUCCACGCCGCCGCAUCCGACGCGAUCGCGAGCACCACGGAGGAGACGGUGUCCUCGUGCAGCAGCAGCAGCAGCGAGGAACAGGACUUGCUGGACCGCGACGCCGACCAGCGGCACCGCGUGGAGCAGCGCCGGCGGCUGCUUUGCGAGGUGCACAGGCGCCGGCUGCGCGCCUGCGAGGGCGAGGCGACGGGCGCGCUCGCCGACGUGGCCGCGGCGCUGCGCUGCGGCAGGCGCUCAGGCCCCGAGAAGCCGGAGGGCGAGCUCGUCGAGUCCUCGUCUUCGCUGGGGCGCUGGUCGCGCGGUGCGGGCCCCGAGAGGCCGGAGGGCGAGUUCGCCGAGUCCUCGUCUUCGGUUGGGUGCUGGUCGCGCGGUGCGGGCCCCGAGAAGCCGGAGGGCAAGUCCGCCGAGUCCUCGUCGUCGAAGAUCUCGUUGUGAGCGGCUGGGGCUCUGCGCAGAUGGCGCACGCGCCCACUCGGCGGGGG
This is a messenger RNA of Prorocentrum cordatum, 666 nucleotides long. The record is from the annotation of a GenBank genome assembly. NCBI's taxonomy places the organism in Eukaryota, Dinophyceae, Prorocentrales, Prorocentraceae.